AUGUCGCUGUGCAGGGAUGCCCGAUUCCAAGAUCUCAAAACGUUCGUCGAUUGUCAUGAGAAAGAACAGCUAAGCAUCUACCAGCAGUUACUCAACGAUCCCGACCGUUUCAAUAAAUACACGCGUUUUAUUGACACCCCUGAUGGUGCUGUACUGUUCGACUUCUCUAAACAUCGGAUUUCCGACAUCUCUUUUGACAAGUUGCUCGACGUCGUGAGUAUCUAUUCUUGGCAUUCCGAU
This is a messenger RNA of Ostertagia ostertagi, 240 nucleotides long. The record is from the annotation of a GenBank genome assembly. Lineage: Eukaryota; Metazoa; Nematoda; Chromadorea; Rhabditida; Trichostrongylidae.